This is a messenger RNA of Xiphophorus couchianus (Monterrey platyfish), 3797 nucleotides long. RefSeq names its product UDP-N-acetylglucosamine transferase subunit ALG13 homolog. Gene Ontology annotation, molecular function: hexosyltransferase activity. NCBI's taxonomy places the organism in Eukaryota, Metazoa, Chordata, Actinopteri, Cyprinodontiformes, Poeciliidae. The transcript has 4 exons. Gene Ontology annotation, biological process: dolichol-linked oligosaccharide biosynthetic process. The coding region runs from base 114 to 608 and encodes 164 amino acids. The record is from RefSeq and is a predicted model, not a curated record.
AUGACGUUUGAAGCGGAAGCAGCGGAAGUCGGGUCUGUGCUCUGUAAGAUGAAGAUAAACAAGCUGAAAUCUUAACUUAGGGUAAAAAGUGAGGGUUUAAAACCGGAGUAGACAUGCAGACGGUGUUCGUUACCGUCGGAAGCACGCGCUUUGAUGAGCUGAUCGAAAGCGUCACUUCCUCUGAGGCCACACAGGUGCUGAAGUUUCGGGGAUAUGAGCGUCUGGUUCUUCAGGUCGGAAAAGGAUCUUUGCUUCCAGAUGCCGACAGCUGUGCUCACCUCAGCGUGGAGGCUUUUCGCUUCAAAGACUCAAUAGCAGAAGACAUGAAGCAAGCUGAUCUUGUCAUCAGCCAUGCAGGAGCAGGAAGUUGUCUGGAGGCUCUCGGUGCCGGAAAACCUCUGCUAGUUGUGGUCAAUGACAAACUGAUGGACAACCACCAGCUGGAGCUGGCCCGGCAGCUGCACAUGGACCACCACCUGCUGUACUGCACAUGCAGCACUCUGACAGAAACGCUGAAGAACAUGGACCUCUCUGUUCUGCAACCGUUUCCGCCUGGACAGCCGAAGAACUUUGCAAACUUUUUAGACAAAGCCCUCGGAGUGAAAUGACGUUUUAACUCCACAACGCUGCGGAUUAUGUUACACAUGAAAGUGCUGACUCUACAUUGUGAAGGAUCAUGACUUUAUAAUGUUACAAGUGUGUUUUUUUUUAUUAUAUACCUGUCAUCCUAUGAAUGUUCAGCCUUUUAAUAUUUCCAUUUUAAAAUGACUUUACAGUUAAAUACUUCCUCAGCCUGAGGGCUUAUGACAAAGCUUUGCAGAAACUGUUAAGUAAAGCAUUAAAUCGAAUGUAAAAUCACCAUCAGUAAGGUGACUGAACUUCUAAAUCUUUAUGCAGUUCCUGCAUUUUGUCAUUGAGUUUGACCGCUGCAGCCGAGUUUAUAAACAAAGAAGGUCAGAACUAAUGAUAACGCUCAGUUUUAGACUAAAUAACCUCUUAUAUCCUUUUUGUUAAAUGUUCAAAUUACAUUGCUUGAUGGUAAAGUGACGAGCAUUUUACUUGCUUUGGGAGAGAGGGUAUCUUCACAAAUAUUUUACUUUGAAGACUUCAGGAAAUAUUUUCGUUAUUAUAUUUUUCCACUAGAUAGAAAUCUAUCUUUGCUUGCAGGUCAGCUCUUUUGCAUUAAUCCGAUUUGUUUGUUGCAUCAGAAACUUUGUAAUCAAAGUUGAUCACAGUGAACAAGUCGAAUAUUAUAUAAAAUGCUAUUUGGAUCAUCUAAACUACACAGUGCACUUCUUUAUGAAUGUCAAUGAACUAAAAAACUGUCUUGACAAAAACUAUGUUUGGUACUAAUAAAGCCUCACACAGCAGUGUCUUCCCUCUGAUACCUCUAAAUAAAAUGUCGAGCAACCAACAGCCUUCCAAAAUCAUCUAAUCAGUAAAUAAAACCUGAGUGUUUGCAACUUAAUCUCUGCAUAAAUUCAGCUGUUCUGUGAAGGCCACAGGUGUUUUUUUUAGAGAACAUUAGAGAACAAACAACAUCAUGAAGACAGAGGAACACAGCAGACAGGAAGAAAUUUAAAGUGUUUAUGACUCUGCAGUCCACAAAUCUGGCAUUUAAGGAAGAGCGCAGGAAGGAAACUAUAUGAAGUCCUCUGUAAAUUGUGUAGUUGACACAGCAAACAUGAAAGAAGAGCUCUGGUCAGAUGAGCCCAAAACAUUUAAACUUCUGGCCUACAUGUCACAUUCAGAGAAAGUGAUGUCCAAAGUGUGGCCCGGGGGCCAUUCAUGGCCCUUGGACUGAUUUGAUUGGCCAUUGACCACAAGUGAAGAAUGAGAAAAAUGUGGCCAACAAAAUAGAAAACAACUGUUGACCUCCAAAAUUUGGAAAUUGUCUGUUUUUCAUUUAAUAAGGCAACGGUCCAAAGCAUUGUUUUAUGUUUUGAAUCUUUAAGAUUUUAUAAAAAUGUUGUUUAUUAUUGAGCAGGUGAAAAUAAAAACAGAAAAAAUUACAAUAAACUAAUUUCUGCAUUUUUUAAAUGAAUUUUGCAGCCUGUGAGUUGUUUAAAUUUGCCCGUUUUGAUCGUAGGGGUAAAAAGGUUUGGACACCACUAGUUUAGAUUAACUAACUAACUAAGGAGUUGAAAGAUUUCACUGGAAUUACAGCAGGAACAGAGAGCAGGAUCACAUCCCUGACUCCCCAACAUCCAAUUUUCGUUUGGGAUAUAUAUAAAUACUUUUGAAUUUCAUUGAGUCAGAGACAUUCAUCUAUUACACAUUUGUCAAACUUGAGGCCUGUGGGCCAAAUACGACCCACCAGAAGUUUUUAUGUGGCCCUGUGGACUCCAAAAAUAGAACCUAUGAGAUAAGUGUGCUUAAAUAUUAUUUUAUUGAUUCCUAUAUGGUCCAAAAUUAAAAUUAGUUUGACGGAUUUUAGAUGCUCUCCAUCCAACCAAACUGAGUUGUAGAAGAUUGUGCAAAAAUAUUUCCCAAGAAAACUGAUAGAGAAAUGCUUCAAAAGACAUGCAGAUGUAGAUCAGAUGUUUGUUCUAAAUAUAAAGACAAAUACAUAAAGUUUGUGAGGAAAAAGUGAAAAGGAUAAAUACUUUUAAAGGGCACUGUUGACAUGCCGGAAGAGGUGAGUGGGUGUUAAAAUCAUAACCUUGUGGUCUGAUUAUCUCCCGUCCUUUCAGAACAACUUAAUCUUCCUCCAGUCAAAAACAGAUACCAAUGUUCAGGAGCUUUGAUCUAGAGUUACAUUUAACAACUUUAAUGUUUUUAUUCCCAAUUAGAAGAUGCAUUUCACAAUGGUUCCCAAACCCACAUAAGAAGCACUUGAUGAGUUAACUUCUAACAGGUUGGAUGUUGAAACACAGCUGACUGAAAAGCUGCACGUACUGUAGUUUGCCCCUUCGACCUAUAAACAGUGGCAACCACAACAGGAAACAUUUUCGUCUGCUCUUGCUACACAGACGUCAGAUGCAGUAACACUCGACUGAGAAUCUCGUCCUUUCAAUUAGUGACUUUAUGUGAAAGUAAAAUCUUUCUGAUAGAACAGGUCUAAAACCCGCUUCAGGGUUUUUAGUUAUUUCCGCUAACUAAACUGUCAAGAAUAUUGUAUUAGAGGAAUAAAUCAGAAAACUGACAUGUUUCCCUCACAGGAAAGUCCCUUCUUGUUUUGUUGGCAGCUGAAUUUCAGAGGAACAGGACUUGCUGUAAUUCUGGGACGUGUGGCUUUCUUCAGUUCCUUUCUUCAAACUAGUCACAGCUCACAGAAAUCACCCAGCAGGUUAUGAAAAGAGCAGUUCUGAAAAGUCAAACUAAAUGUGCUCAAUCUCACAGCUUCAAUUCAGGGACAAAUACAGGAUGCAGACGGUUCAUAGAGAACAUAGUGCUUCCUUUUCCAACAAAUAACAAAACUAGUUUUACACGUUUAACUCUCCGCUUUUCAUUAUAAAAUCCAUCAAUCCAUUAUAAAGUCCACCAAAUGUCAAUUAGAUAGUCAGCAGUACAUGCUUCUUAAUUAAAAUCCUCACCAUAAACAGGUUGAGCCUCACAGCAGUCUUGUUUUUUUCUUGAUUUAGUCAGUCUGGUUCAGACUGGUCCAGUCUGACACACAAUAUGAUUCACAUGAUGUUUGUUAAUCAAAUUGUAAGGACACAGACAAGUGUCUCGUUCUCUAAUGAGCCCGUGUUCAAGCGAUUCGAAUGCGCAUGCAGUGCAUUAUUUGAUGCUGUAUCUCUGGAGAAAAACUUUUUAACCUUAACACUUUUAAAAGAAAUACUUACCAGCUGAUA